This is a messenger RNA of Lachnellula hyalina, 1152 nucleotides long. It is a transcript of the gene MOB2, whose product is annotated as CBK1 kinase activator protein. Gene Ontology annotation, molecular function: protein kinase activator activity. The record is from RefSeq and is a predicted model, not a curated record. The transcript is spliced from 4 exons. Lineage: Eukaryota; Fungi; Ascomycota; Leotiomycetes; Helotiales; Lachnaceae. The coding region runs from base 1 to 1152 and encodes 383 amino acids. Gene Ontology annotation, cellular component: cytoplasm; nucleus. Gene Ontology annotation, biological process: signal transduction; positive regulation of protein phosphorylation; cell division.
AUGUUACAAUUUAUAAACCUUCUGGCUUCCUCUUCUAGUAGUGGUCGCUUUCGCAGAAGCCCUGGGACAUCAAAUGGAACCCAGCCAGCUUCACCAACAGGCGCCGCUCCUGGUUCAGGAGCAGGUGCAGGUCCGGGUUCAUCGUCGAUUCAUAGCUCUUCAUCUUCCGCAAGUUUAGCGCCAAGAGUUCCGCCACUUCCAAACUCGCCAUCGCUCUCUCAGACAAUGUCUAUGAACGAGUCAACUAACAGCCUUUCCAAUUCGGAUCCUCGUGAUCCUCUUGCACCCUACAACCUUCCUCGGCCAAAGCCUCUUUGGCUCAAUGAUAUGUAUGCUAAACACAUCGUCAAGGGCAAUUUUAUGACUUUGUCGGCUCGGCCAAAGACUGUAGAGCAGGGCGAAUGGAUUGCUCAUCAAGUCGUUGAGCAUUACCGUAACUUGUGGAAUUUUGUUCGUGUUAUUCACGAGAAGGAUGAAGACGGUAGCUCCAUUUGCAACCCUCAAACCUGUCCUCGUAUGUCGGCUGGCGUUAAUCAUUCAUUCACUUGGUUGAACUCCCGCAAGGAACCUGUUGAGGUGCCUGCUCAAGAGUACAUUUCUCUUAUGCAACGAUGGAUCUCGGGCAAGAUCGAUAACACCGCUCUCUUCCCAACCGAUCCUGCUGGCGUCUCAUUCGCACAUAACGCUGGCAACCCAGGCAUUGCUGGUGCGACCUAUGCUUCAGGUGGCCUCGAUACCCCUCACUCAUCUACGCCAAUUCCUGCCGGCCCAACGUCCUUGAACGCCUCGCUGUCGCAACUUGCUGGCCCUGGCGACUGGGUUGGCAAGAGCAGUGGAUUCCCGAUUGAGUUUGUCGAUGUUUGCCAGACUAUUUUCCGCCAGAUGUUCCGCGUCUAUUCCCAUCUCUAUUGGGCACACUUUAUCGAUCCCUUUUACCACCUCAAUCUGGAGAAGCCAAUGAACAGCUGCUUCAGUCAUUUCAUCCUCACCGCCACCGAAAUCGAGAUGUUGAAGCCCCAGGAGCUGGAACCAAUGCAACCAUUGAUCGACCUAUGGGCCGCCAAUGGCACUUUCCCCAAGGAGUCGAAAGCCUAUGCGUGCGCUAAUGUUAAGGCUGGUGAACGCUUGCUAGCACUUUCUGGUAGUCAGUAG